Entelurus aequoreus (snake pipefish) is the source of this 1738-nucleotide messenger RNA. RefSeq names its product glucose-6-phosphate 1-dehydrogenase-like. The coding region runs from base 111 to 1667 and encodes 518 amino acids. The transcript has 12 exons. Gene Ontology annotation, cellular component: cytosol. Gene Ontology annotation, biological process: pentose-phosphate shunt, oxidative branch; glucose metabolic process. The record is from RefSeq and is a predicted model, not a curated record. Lineage: Eukaryota; Metazoa; Chordata; Actinopteri; Syngnathiformes; Syngnathidae. Gene Ontology annotation, molecular function: NADP binding; glucose-6-phosphate dehydrogenase activity.
UUUGUAACACUAGGUGGCAGCAUUAACAAAAUCAAGUUUUAGUUUGUCUGCAAGGUCAGGGUUCCAGUUGAGUUUUCAUCCCACCAUGUAGUCACACAGGCUGAGAGCAGAUGGAUAUAAUGAGGACUGCUGACCCUCUGACUCGCUCUGAGGUGUUCAGCCAGCUCAGGACGGAGCUCUAUGGAGAGCUUCAUUCCAGUCAUUCCAAGAGCAACAUAUUCAUCAUCCUGGGAGCCUCUGGGGAUCUUGCAAAGAAGAAAAUAUACUCCACUUUAUGGUGGUUGUUCAGAGAUGGCCUGCUUCCACACAACACAUACUUUGUGGGAUAUGCUCGAUCUAACUUGACAGUGGAGGACAUCAGGAAAGCGUGCCUGCCUUACAUGAAGGUGGCCGAUGAAGAGGCCGAUCGCCUCUCGGCCUUCUUCAGCAAGAACUCCUAUUUGAGAGGCAGCUACGAAGACGGAAGCUCGUAUGAUAAACUUAACGCACACUUGUCGUCGCUAGUUGGGGGAGCCGACGCCAACCGGCUCUUCUACCUGGCUCUGCCCCCCACCGUCUACCACCAUGUCUGUGCAAACAUCAGCCAGCACUGCAUGAGCCCCACAGGGUGGAACAGGCUCAUCGUGGAGAAACCUUUUGGACGGGAUCUCAACAGCUCGCAGGAGCUGUCGACCCACCUUGGCUCUCUCUUCAAAGAGGACCAGAUCUACCGCAUCGACCACUACCUGGGCAAGGAAAUGAUCCAGAACCUCAUGGUGCUCAGAUUUGGAAACCGCCUCUUUGGACCCAUAUGGAACAGGAACAACGUGUCAUGUGUGGUGCUCACCUUCAAGGAGCCCUUUGGGACUGACGGGCGUGGAGGAUACUUUGAUGACUUUGGGAUCAUUCGGGAUGUUAUGCAAAACCACCUCCUCCAAAUGCUGUGCUUGGCUACCAUGGAAAAGCCUGCCUCCACCAAGCCAGACGAUGUGAGGAAUGAGAAGGUGAAGGUGUUGAAGUGUAUUGCUCCGGUGGAUGCGUCACAUGUCGUUCUUGGACAAUAUGUGGGGAACCCUGAUGGGGAGGGCCAAUCCAAGUUGGGUUACCUUGACGACCCCACUGUACCUGAAGGCUCCUGCACACCUACGUUUGCCACCGCCGUGCUUUAUGUCCGCAAUGAAAGAUGGGAUGGUGUCCCAUUUAUCCUGCGCUGUGGUAAGGCCCUGAACGAGCGCAAGGCGGAGCUGCGGCUGCAGUUCACUGACGUGCCGGGCGACAUCUUUGCCACGAGCUGCCAGAGGAACGAACUGGUGGUGCGAGUGCAGCCGAACGAGGCCAUCUACCUGAAGAUGAUGACCAAGAGGCCUGGGGUUUCCUUCAGCCCAGAGGAGACGGAGCUGGACCUCACUUACAGGAGCCGUUACAAGAAUGUGAAGCUACCAGACGCUUACGAGAGGCUCAUCCUGGACGUCUUCUGUGGCAAUCAAAUGCACUUUGUCCGAAGUGAUGAGUUACGAGAAGCCUGGAGGAUUUUUACACCUCUCCUCCAUAAAAUGGAAGAACAGAAGACACGCCCCAUACCCUACAAAUAUGGGAGCCGCGGCCCAAGUGAAGCAGAUGAUCUGGUGAAGAAGGUGGGAUUCCGCUAUGAGGGAAAAUACAAGUGGGUACAACCCCACACAUCAUGAUCAAGCAAACAGCUGUUAUUGACAGUAUUACCAACAAUAAAGUUGACGCCAAACCGUCACUCCUGUACUGU